CGGCGAAUCAGUUUCGCUGCGGAUUCUGUGCGAAGCGGACGCGUUUUGUCAUCCUCUGGUAUAAAAACGUGAUUGAAGGAUCUCGAGUAGCGUAAUGCCGUGUUCAAGUGACUGAAGGCGAAUUGAAAUUAUUUGCCAAACGAUCUGUGUGUGGAGUUAGAUAGUUUGACUGUUUAUUGUGAGAGUGUUCUUUAAAAGGCUCAUUCCAAAAGCAUUUUGUAAAUUAAAUGAUGAAACGUUUGACUUCUGAGCGCCGUAAUUGUGAAGCGAUUUUCUAAAAUAAACCCAUAAAAAACUGAAAGCAUUUACCAGUUUUUUAGUUUUUUUUAUUGGAGCCAUGGCCAUGGGGCAAGUUCUCCGAUAAUAGAGCCGUGUGAAAAAUCCCGAAUAUAAGCCAACGCAAACAAAACCCCAGGCAGUUCGAAAGUCUAGAAGGACUGAGCGGUGGGGAAAACUGGAACAGUAGAGACGAGAGGAUGUACUUUGGCCAGGAGACGAGGCCAUCAUUGGGGCUCCUGGCUGUGGCUGAGUCAACCGCAACGGCAAGUUGAUGUUGCCCCCGUCCUGGCAUCUAAUUGGGGCCCUCCUCGUGCUAACGGCCACAGCGGGGGAGUCCACCAACAAGAUCAUCUUGCCGCAGAUUCUGAACGGCGGCGGGAGCGGCGGCAUUGCCUUGGGCAAGCAUCCGUCCGGCUCCAAAACGGUGGUCCUGGGCCCGAAUCCCAGCAACGCGGCGAGUGGCGUAGGAGUUCUGGUUAGCACCGGAAACACGGUGGUCGGAAGCAAUGGCGUGAUUGUUUCCGGGGGCGUGGCCAAUGGGCCGACCUCGAAUUUAAACACUGUUGUCGAAGAACCCGAAUUUACCGAGUACAUCGAAAAUGUAACCGUACCUGCUGGACGUAAUGUUAAACUGGGCUGUUCCGUUAAGAAUCUUGGCUCAUAUAAGGUUGCCUGGAUGCACUUUGAACAGUCCGCCAUCCUGACCGUUCACAAUCACGUGAUUACGCGCAAUCCGCGCAUCAGUGUCACGCACGACAAGCACGACAGGCACAGGACCUGGUACCUGCACAUAAACAACGUACACGAGGAGGACAGGGGUCGCUACAUGUGCCAGAUCAAUACGGUGACGGCCAAAACGCAGUUUGGUUACCUCAACGUAGUGGUUCCCCCCAAUAUCGACGACUCGUUGAGCUCCAGCGAUGUGAUUGUCCGGGAAGGUGCCAACAUUUCGCUCAGGUGUCGGGCCAGCGGCAGUCCCAGACCCAUUAUCAAAUGGAAGCGCGAUGAUAACUCCCGCAUAGCCAUCAAUAAGAAUCACAUAGUGAACGAGUGGGAGGGCGACACCCUGGAGAUCACCCGCAUCUCCCGGCUGGACAUGGGCGCCUAUCUGUGCAUCGCCUCCAACGGGGUGCCUCCCACGGUUUCCAAGCGCAUCAAAGUCAGCGUGGACUUUCCACCUAUGCUGCUCAUACCUCAUCAAUUGGUUGGCGCUCCAGAAGGUUUCAAUGUCACCAUCGAAUGCUUUACAGAGGCACAUCCCACAUCUCUGAACUAUUGGACACGUGGCGAGGGACCAAUCAUUCACGAUUCGCACAAGUACAAAGUUGAAGCUAGCGUGGGACUGCCAGCUUACAAAACUCACAUGAAACUGACCAUUAUUAAUGUGGGCAGCGGCGAUGAUGGAAUUUACAAAUGUGUUGCCAAAAAUCCCAGAGGCGAGACCGACGGCAUAAUUCGAUUAUACGUGUCCUAUCCUCCAACUACGGCAUCUACUGGAAUCUACUCCACGGACUCGCACUGGAGCGAGAACGGAAUCAAUGGCAACUAUGCAUACGGCGGAUCCGAUUCGACCCGAUCCAUUUAUGCACCGGACAAAAAUACGCGAUACCAAUCGAAUUUGAACGAAAUCGGUUUAUCUGAACAAAAAUCCUUCUUAGAUAAGACCCAGAAUCCGCUGGUGGCCAAUGGCAAUGGCAACGGGGCGGAUGCGGAAUCCAGCGGUGGCCAGAAUCCUUCGGUGGCCAUUGCGUGGCUGUUGGUCACCAUACCGACACUGUUGUUAACAAUCCGAACUGCGGUUGGUUCUAGCCCUAGGUUAAGUCUAUGUUAGUUAACGCGAUUCUAGCCUAGAGUUACAUAAUUUAACUAUGUAUGGGAUUAGUUGUAAGGCUUCACGGUAAUGUUUGCAAAUAAAAUAUGUCUAAUCGAAUAGCCCCUAGAGAAACCAGACCCUAAAUACAAUCCGCCCUUCCCCACAUAUAUAUUCAAGAAUAUAUAUACUACAUAGGCCCUACUGAGCCUGGUACGCAUAUGUAUAUCCAUCAAUCACAAUUAUCAGAUAUUCAGGAGCUAAGAAAAAACCAACCAAAGGGUAAAUGCAAUUUCAUUUUGCUUUCAAUGCUGUGCUUCAAACUGAGAAAGUUUCAUAAUUACUAUCACAUAAUUGGUACAUGAUAUGCCACACUCUAUAUAAAUAUAUACAUACACCCACAUCUCUAUAUAUUCGUGCGUUAAACGCUGCCAACACCCACACUUGCAUAUAGGAUUACAAAAACCCCUAAAAGUUAUGCUAUAGACGCCUUAAGGAUUGCAAUGUUGAAUGCAGAUUAAACCAAGUUUAGACUUCUAAGCCCACACACAUAUCGAUCAUGGAAAUUGUUUAAGUAUUACAUAUAUAGCCUUUAAAUGCCAGAAGCAAAGAAAGUAUAUUUUUUGUAGAUAUAGCAAUGUUAAGUUAGGAGAUUAACUUUUUAUUUAUCCUUCUGUGGUCAAAUAAU
This is a messenger RNA of Drosophila bipectinata, 2777 nucleotides long. It is a transcript of the gene DIP-zeta, whose product is annotated as Dpr-interacting protein zeta. NCBI's taxonomy places the organism in Eukaryota, Metazoa, Arthropoda, Insecta, Diptera, Drosophilidae. Gene Ontology annotation, cellular component: neuron projection. The record is from RefSeq and is a predicted model, not a curated record.